Messenger RNA from Fonsecaea nubica, 1455 nucleotides. RefSeq lists its product as hypothetical. The record is from RefSeq and is a predicted model, not a curated record. Gene Ontology annotation, cellular component: cytoplasm. Gene Ontology annotation, molecular function: indoleamine 2,3-dioxygenase activity; metal ion binding; heme binding. The coding region runs from base 1 to 1455 and encodes 484 amino acids. Gene Ontology annotation, biological process: 'de novo' NAD+ biosynthetic process from L-tryptophan. NCBI's taxonomy places the organism in Eukaryota, Fungi, Ascomycota, Eurotiomycetes, Chaetothyriales, Herpotrichiellaceae. The transcript is spliced from 2 exons.
AUGCUUCCUCCGAUCCCUUGUGUCGAAGACUAUGGCAUCUCGCCAGUGCGGGGCUUCCUCCCGUCAGAGCUGCCGCUGCAGUGUCUGUCACAUCCUGUCUAUGACCGCUGGGAGCGGAUCAUCAACAACUUCCAAUCGUUGUUACUGUCAAAAAGAUUAAGAGCAGUCAUCGAUAAAUUACCAGUCAUCCCCGCAGUCCACCUCGAGACCGACACCGAGUGGCGCAGAGCAUACAGUGUUUUGACCUUUUUGGCACAUGGAUACAUCUGGGUCUCCGAGUACCUGGAACUCCCUCCUGUCGCCACCUACGCCGGCCUCGUUCUGUGGAAUUGGAAGCCACUUUUCCUUUCCGACAAUCUCGCGUUGGAAAAUCUCUCCACUUUGAUCACCUUUACAGGUUCGCUGGACGAACAAUGGUUUUAUUUGGUCAGCGUGGCUAUGGAGGCAAAAGGCGGCCCCUCAAUACCCCUCCUGCUGAAGGCGAUGCAAGCAGCUCGAGACAACGAUGUGGACACAGUCACAAAGUGCCUCCAGUCGGUUGCUCAAACACUCGAUGAGCUGGGCACGCUGCUGGUGAGGAUGUACGACAGCUGCGACCCACACGUCUUCUAUCACCGCAUAAGACCCUUUUUGGCCGGAAGUAAAAACAUGAAAGAUGCCGGACUACCCCGCGGCGUAUAUUACGAUGAUGGGAGUAGGCAGUCAACGUGGCGCCAGUACGGUGGGGGCUCCAACGCGCAAAGUAGCCUGAUCCAAUUCUUCGACAUCGUACUCGGGGUCGAGCACAGACCUACCGGGUCGAAAAAGGACGAGACCUCGGAAUCAGAGGCCGAGCCAGGCGCAGCUCCCAAGCCCCGAAAUAACUUUAUCCACGAAAUGAGACAGUAUAUGCCUGGCCCUCACCGAAGGUUCCUCCAAGCAGUGGAAGGGGCAGCCAAUAUUCGAGAUUUUGUUGAGUACAACAAGUCGAAUCAACAGCUGACAGUAUCAUAUGAUGCCUGUCUCGCCAUGCUUCGAUCUCUUCGAGACAAGCACAUCCAGAUGGUUUCGAGGUACAUUAUUGUCAAGAGCCGAGAAUCGAGGAGCAUGUCGAGGACGCGGAGAGAGAGCAGCCCUGAUGAAAUCCCUCGGGGCGGGACAGGAAUAGCCUCGAUUCGUUAUGGCCGGCCUGAAGAAGCAGGUUCGACGCAGAAGAAGAAGAAAAUGCGCGGGACUGGUGGCACGGCGUUGAUCCCCUUUUUGAAGCAGGCGAGGGACGAGACUGGCGAGCCAGCAAUUGAUGCCUGGGCCCGCAAACUGCUCAUGGGAGGCCGCCGCACGGAAGCCGACGCCGAGAUUGCAUUCGAGGAUAGAAUCACCCGUGCCGAGAAUCUGGACGCUGAUGAACCGCAGAUUGUGGGGAUGGCGGGUGCUUGGGAUCUGGAGGAUGCGGGAGGCGGUCUUUGCGCGUAUUGA